AUGAAUCCCUCGUCUACUCCACGACACCCUGAUCGCUUCAAGCUUGGAGCUGGUGAUUCAAUCCCAUCGUCCUCGCCCGCAUUUGGGACUCCAGCUCGACCAUUUCGAAUGCAAAAGACCUCAGCUCCACCUACCAAGGCAUCUAUAUUACCGAUUCUGCUUCCUCCAUCUACACUUCGCCCAGUAGCUUUCCGAACAUUCACCCGAAAGCACAAUCUGACAAUUUCAUCUUCGGCACUGCAAACAUUGGCAGUCUUCGUGGGAAAGAACUGUGGCUCAGGAUGGCGCGAAGAAGGACUUGCGGAGAGAGUCUUGGAUGAGGUAGCCAAGAGCUGGAAAAGAGCCGGCGGAAAUGUGAUCGUGGAAGAAGGGAAAGGUGCUUCUCUCAAGUCUAUUCUACAAACUAUUGAGGGGAGUAUGAGUGGAGGCAGGGUUGUCGCAGGGAAAGCAAAUCCCCAAGACGCUUCUGUAAGGUCACUAAGCGCUGGCUUGGAUGCCGGACGGAGUGAAACUAGCAGUGAUGGAACAAGAGCAGGUGGUGCAGAGGAAGACGAAUCUAAACUUCCCCUACAUCCACGACAUUGGCUUAAGGUCAUCGAGGCUUUUGACCUUCCUCGGUUGACGUAUAACGUUGACAAGAAAUACUUCGAGGCUAUCAAGUCCAAACCUACUCUAUUCCCAUCCCCUGCGCACAAAACCUCUCUUUUCCGAGAUCGUUACAACCUAGUCUACCAGAGACUGCUUCGUAACGAGUCAUUUCAAAGUUCCUUGAGCUUUUCAGGCAUUCCUUCUCUGCAACGAUCAUCGUCAAACCUGGCAGCCCAGCAAUCCUACAAAUUAACACCAAUUGCAAAUCUGCUGGGUCGAAAUGGAAGCUCGCAUCUUUUGCUGGGACUAUUAUCUAUUUCUCCUACUGGUGAUCUGACCCUUGUGGACUUGACAGGUAGCGUGGUUCUAGAUCUGAGUCAUGCUCGCAUGAUCCCAGAGGAUGGUGCGUGGUUCGCACCUGGUAUGAUAGUGCUUGUUGAUGGAAUCUACGAAGAAGAAGAGAUGGUCAAGGGAUCUGUACUUGGAGGAAACUCUGGAGUUGGUGGUACAAUUGGUGGGCACUUUGUCGGUGUAUCGAUAUGUGGCCCCCCUUGUGAACGCAGAGAUAUCUCACUAGGAACAAGCAGUCGUCAAGGUACUGGCGAAGUGAGCUCCAGUGGUGGAUUUGGAUGGGUUGAUUUCAUGGGAGUUGGGAGUGAGCGUGCGCAGGGUGCUCGGAUGAGGAGAAUCCAAGAAAAAUCCCUAAGAGGUGAACCAGAGGCGAUGGAAGCACCGCCUCGAUUGAAGAUGGUUGUGAUGAGCGAGGUCAACCUCGAUAAUAUGAAAACUUCCGACGCACUUCGAAAAGUUUUCAGCAUCUACAAUGACCUAGCACUCGUGGAUCGACCUCAAACCUUUGUGUUGGUUGGCAAUUUUGUGCAAAAACCGAUCAUCAAUGGUGGUGGUCGAGCUGGGAGUAUCGAAUACAAAGAGCAUUUCGACUCCCUAGCAGUUGUCCUAUCCGAGUUUCCAGCACUGUUGCAACAUUCGACCUUUGUAUUCAUCCCUGGGGACAAUGACCCCUGGGCGUCUGCAUUCUCAGCAGGUGCUGCCUCAACUAUACCGCGACAGCCGAUUCCGGAGCUAUUCACAUCACGAAUCAAGCGCGCAUUCGCAACCGCGAAUUCAGAACUCGAUCGAUCUCAGACCUCCGAACCCGCGGGAGAAGCUCUCUGGACCUCGAACCCAGCACGUCUUUCUUGGUUUGGAUCUGUGCAUGAGAUUGCCAUUUUCCGUGAUGACAUUUCAGGCAGGUUGCGUCGUACAGCGAUUGAUAUGCAUAAAGAAGCGGAAGAUGAUGCCACCAUGCACGAAACGCUAGACAGCGCAACAAGUGAUGCCGUUUCGGUAGCCCCAGCGAUGGCUGAUCAAGCAAAUAAGACCAAGAGCGAUAUCAUAUCGUCCGGUGCAUCCGCAGCCCGGAAAUUGGUGAAGACCAUCCUAGAUCAAGGAACCCUUUCGCCAUUUCCAUUGCCCGUGCGGCCAGUCUUGUGGGACCAUGCUUCUGCAGUCCAGUUGUAUCCAUUACCCACAGCCCUGGUUCUGGCUGAUUCGGAGGUCGCACCUUUCUGUAUGACCUACGAGGGAUGUCAUGUCAUGAACCCUGGACGUUUCCUGCCGGAGGGUACUUCACCAACGGUGAGAUGGAUUGAAUAUGAUGUGUUCCGCAGCCGAGGAAAGGUCAAGGAGGAGCGGUAUUAA
Messenger RNA from Penicillium malachiteum, 2289 nucleotides. RefSeq names its product DNA polymerase epsilon noncatalytic subunit. Gene Ontology annotation, molecular function: DNA binding. Gene Ontology annotation, cellular component: epsilon DNA polymerase complex. The transcript has a single exon. The record is from RefSeq and is a predicted model, not a curated record. Gene Ontology annotation, biological process: DNA-templated DNA replication; error-prone translesion synthesis. The coding region runs from base 1 to 2289 and encodes 762 amino acids. NCBI's taxonomy places the organism in Eukaryota, Fungi, Ascomycota, Eurotiomycetes, Eurotiales, Aspergillaceae.